This is a messenger RNA of Suillus clintonianus, 3387 nucleotides long. RefSeq names its product CHAT domain-containing protein. The transcript has 5 exons. The record is from RefSeq and is a predicted model, not a curated record. Gene Ontology annotation, molecular function: protein binding. Bases 1 to 3387 code for a protein of 1128 amino acids. Lineage: Eukaryota; Fungi; Basidiomycota; Agaricomycetes; Boletales; Suillaceae.
AUGCGCGGUAGCAUUGAAAGUCAAUCCAUCAGACUUGAAGUAACCAGCGCAAAAAAUCUUCAAGUCCCUUCUGAGCGCAUUCCCGCAGGCAUUUACAUAUGCGUCAAUGUCGACUCGAGCAGACGCUGGAAAUCAGCCAUCCGAGUCCCAUUAUUCGAUAGGUCUGUGUCGUGGCGAGAUACCGUGACCCUAUCACCACCUACGUCACCUGCAUUAUCAGUGGAGAUCAGAGCGUCCUACGAGGUCGAUCGAAUGCUAGGCAACGGUGAAGUCAUAGGAACACUGGAAACAUCGUGGGAUGAGCUCCUCGAUCAUAGCGAUGAGCCAUUCGAGUUGCCCUUCCCACCUAUUCGUGGUGUCAACCCUUCCCUCACGCUGAAGGCCGCUCUUGUGCACGCUUGCAAUAAUCUGGACGGCGCACUAUUUGAUUUUUUCUUAGACCGCAAGAUUGCUAGAGACACAGAUGCGGGUCACGCACGACUUGCCGAAUAUAUGACAUACAGGACUGUCUAUCACCUGAAUGAUGCUGUACAUCAUUUUAAGUUGGUUCUUGGCCAGUGUCCGGUUGACCAUCCUGACUAUGCAGCAGCUCUGACCAACCUCGCUUGGGCACGCCUUCAAGGUUAUAUUCAAGAGGAUGUUGAAGACAUUGAUACCAUCACCUCCCUCUUCUGCGAAGCCCUUGCUUUGCGUCCGCAGGGCCACUCUGACCACACAUUAUCUUCCUAUCAUCUCAUUACAUCAUUGAAUUGGCGCUACAGCAAGCAGCAAUCCGCCGUCUACAUUCAGGAAUCCGCGCAACUGUGCUGCAAGCUACUGCCCCUCUGUCCAGAGGGCACCUACCUUCGUAGUAUCGGGGUAAACAGCGCGGUCGAUUAUGUUAUCAGCGCAUGCAACAAUCUUCCCAUCGACGCGUCUGAUGAGGGCAUCCACCUUCGACGAGUCGUGCUCGAGCUCAGUCCUCCGGGCCAUCGACAUCGUCCAUUUUCCCUCACAAGGCUAGCACAGGCAGCGGAAGCACAUUUUCAACAAUGCGGCAGCAUUGAUGAUAUAGAUGAGAGCAUACAACUUGGACGUGAAGCUGUUUCUCUGUGCCCCGAGGGACAUUCUGACCGCAACACCUUCCUGAAUAAUUUGGCCUCGUCACUCCAGUCCCGCUUCGAUCACCAAGGCAAUUAUCAUGACCUCAAUGAGGCCAUCUUUAUGCACGAAGAAGCGCUGCGCCUGUGCCCUGUUGGGCAUGAAAAUCGUGAUUUCUCAUUGGGAAACCUGGGGGGCGCCCUCCGCGCCCGUUUCAAUAAACAUGGUGACGUUGGUGACAUCAACCGAGCUAUCAGCCUCCGUCGUGAGGCACUGACGUUGCGCCCACCUGGGCAACCACGUCGUGAUACCAUGCUUGCCAACCUUGCUCUCGCGCUCGACACCAGAUAUGACAAAUUGCAUGUCAUCGAAGAUCUUCACGAGGCCAUUGAGCUGUAUCGUGAAUCCCUUUGGGUAAUGCGACUUGAUCAUCCCGCGCGCCAUAGAAAUCUUAACAAUUUGAGCUCUGCGCUCCGCUCUCGUUUCACGCGAACUGGGAGGAAUGAAGAUGUUGAAGAGGCCAUUCGACUCUGCCAAGAGUCACUUGCAGCUCUGCCUUCACUGCACCCGGAUAGAUAUUUCAGCUACAUGUGGCUGAAGAAUGUCUAUCUGUCUCGUUAUCAGAUGAAGCACAACCCUACUGAUUUAUCACUUGCGGUGGAAAAUUACAAACUGGCAUCAAGACACCCUACGCAAGGCUUGCCGCAGCGUAUCAUUUUGUCAUAUAAAUGGACUGUUCACGCGGAGCAGUAUGGUGAUGGAUCCGCACUGGAGGCUUACUCAACAUUUUUUGAGCUUCUGGAUGCUCAUUUGGCAACAAGGUCAUCACCAGCUUCACGGCGCGAAGCUGCUGCUGCCUUCCAUUAUGCCAGAUCGCUCCCCGUAGAUGCAGCCUCGUGUGCCAUACGCCGUGAUGAUAUACGACACGCAGUUGAACUCGUGGAGCAGGGUCGUGGCCAACAGUGGUCGUUGGCCUCUCGCCUUAGGAGUCCACUUGAAGACCUCAAGUCCACGAAUCCAAAUCUAGCUCACAAGUUGUCGGAACUCAGUAGGUAUCUGUUUAGCGCUCAAGGUUCCGCAGGCAGCACAGACCGAGCUGCUGCUGAUCGAGCAGCAACAAAGUACAGGAAACUUACGGAGCAGUGGGACGUUGCGGUAGCUCAAAUCCGUCAUCUUGAAGGUUUCUCGCGAUUCCUACUCCCACCUUCGUACGAAGACUUGCAAGCGGCAGCACGCCAUGGCCCAGUCAUCAUUCUCAUUGGGAGUGAAUACUCGUGCAGUGCCAUCAUUAUCCCGACGUCAGGAGAGCCCCGCCAGGUGCACUUCCCGCGCAUCACACUCUCACAUCUAGAGAAGCUCAAGGAUGAUUUCACUACAGCAAUCCGGCACACAACUCGAAUGCGCCCAGAGGAGCCGAGGAAGAAGUUGCGAGUACUCUUGCGAAUAGUGUGGGACGAGAUCAUGCUACCCAUUGUUAGUAUACUCCAGCAUGACCUGAAAUUGUGGUGUCGGUCUCGGAUAUGGCUGUGUCCGACAGCAGCCUUCACGUCCAUCCCUCUCCAUGCAGCUAAUCCCUUCCGAAUGAACGCAGAUCGCUCUGGGAAGGAGUCAUGUCUGGAGGAUCUGUACAUCUGCUCUUAUACGCCCACACUUUCGGCUCUUAUUAGAGCUCGGCAGGCAAUGAAGACGCGCGCAACUCCGUCCUUCGCAGCAAUUGGACAAAGUCGACCGGGCGCAGGGCAAGGUGACGUGCUCCCCGCUGUCGACAGCGAGCUUGAGCUUGUCCAUACACUCGUCCCCGCAACGGCCAACCCCACCACUCUCUCUGGCAACAAUGCCACUCGAGCAGGUGCGCUUCGGGCUUUGCAAGAGAACACCUGGGUGCACCUUGCUUGUCACGGCAAGCAAGACCUUGAGCAGCCUUAUGACUCCUCUUUCGCAAUGAGAGACAAACCCCUCACGCUGCUCGAUAUUAUGGAGAUACACAUUCCGCACGCCGAGUUCGCAUUCUUGUCGGCGUGUCAUACUGCCGUCGGCGAUGAGGAGACACCCGACGAAGCCAUCCACCUCGCAGCUGGACUCCAGUUUUCUGGUUUCAAGAGCGUCAUCGGCACGCUGUGGGGAGUCAGUGACGCUCUCGCAAAACACGUUGUCGAAGCCUUCUACGAGAAUUUUUUCAAGGAUUUGGAGGAUGGGGGUGUCAUGGACUGCACAAAAGCAGCCUGGGCACUCAAUCGUGCUACACAUGCUGUGACGACGAAAGUGCCGCUGGAGCAGAGGAUGGUUUUCAUUCAUAUCGGUGUGUAG